This is a messenger RNA of Xylona heveae TC161, 749 nucleotides long. Its product is annotated as assembly factor cbp-4. The record is from RefSeq and is a predicted model, not a curated record. Lineage: Eukaryota; Fungi; Ascomycota; Xylonomycetes; Xylonales; Xylonaceae. The transcript has 4 exons. The coding region runs from base 258 to 602 and encodes 114 amino acids. Gene Ontology annotation, cellular component: mitochondrial membrane. Gene Ontology annotation, biological process: mitochondrial respiratory chain complex III assembly.
AGCCCAAAGUUACUGCACUGUACCUAGCAAAACCAGAUCAUCAACAAAUCGUCAUAGCUUUACCUCUGCCUUUAUUUCCUGUCAUCUUCCUCAAUUGAAUACCCUACGUUCUUUCAUACUGUCCGAUCUUGGCUCUUAGCGAUCGGGUAUCCCGACUGUCAAAAUUCCCAUAGUAUACCAAGAUCCCGCCUUGCCAUUACUACCUAACCUUGCACUCCAUCCUUCUCUCUAAGCAUCAGGCGGCAGACUUUAUCAAAAUGCCCAACUACGGAUUAUGGGCCAAGAUGUUUGGCGUCGGCGCGGCCAUGUGUAUUGGUGGACCGGCAUUGGUCAUGUGGAUAUCGCCCACGGAGGAGGAAUUAUUCCAGAGAUAUAAUCCCGAGCUGCAGAAACGUUCGCUCGAGAACCGACAAAAGAAUCAGGAGGAAUUCGACCAUUUCGUGACAAGGCUGAAGGAAUAUUCCAAAUCGGAAAAGCCGAUAUGGGACGUCGCAGAGGAAGACCGGGCGCGAACACGCGCCGACCUGCUCGAAUCCCAGCGUCUCAGCGCCGAGCAAGUCGCGCGACAAAAGGAAGAAAUCCGCCGCGCGUCUGGGUCCUGAAUAAUUAACUCUACCUUAUGUACUACUAUCAACUCUGUGUAACUAUUAUCCAUUCUAUCUUGCUAUUUUCGUUUGUUCAGUAUUUCCUGGCUCAAAAAGAACAAAUUGAGGUUUUGACAUGUGUAAUUUUACAUUGUACCAGUCGGG